Trypanosoma theileri is the source of this 369-nucleotide messenger RNA. RefSeq lists its product as uncharacterized. NCBI's taxonomy places the organism in Eukaryota, Euglenozoa, Kinetoplastea, Trypanosomatida, Trypanosomatidae. The transcript has a single exon. The record is from RefSeq and is a predicted model, not a curated record. The annotation marks the transcript as partial.
GAGUCUGCAAAACCCACAGAUAUGAGUAAUGUCAAUGAUAGUAUUACUGCGCAGCAACCUUCUCCAGCAGCGGAAAGUGCUGUACCCAGUGAUGGUAAUUCCGGUAACGAAGUCACUGCAGCUCCAGGUACUUCUCCCACAGCAGCUGCACAAGAGAAUGGCAAUGCUGAUUCAACGGCCACCAUCACCAACACUAACAGCGAAGCACCAACCACCACUCCAUCUCCUCUAACCGACCCACCGAUCAGCAAGAUCGCUCCCACUAUGCAGAUGAAGGGUAAUGUUGACAGCAGUGUCAGUCCUCUGUGGAUGCGCACUGCAGCACCGCUGCUGAUUGUUGUUGUGUUGUUCUCCGUUACCCUGUACUGA